ACUUCAGUGUCCGAACCAAACAUUUGUCACAAGAAAAAAACACCACAACAUUGCAAAUGGCUAAUGCAAGCGAUGAGUUCCGGCUAGCAUCUUCCGGCAUAGACCAUGAAGGACGACUCCCCAGAAAGUACACCGGCGACGGCCAAGGCGCCAAGAAAAAUAUAUCUCCGCCGGUGGAAUGGUACAACGUGCCGGCCGAGACCAAGACGUUGGCUCUGAUUGUUGAAGAUAUCGAUGCACCUGACCCCAGUGGCCCGAUGGUGCCAUGGACGUGUUGGGUGGUGGUGAAUAUACCGCCUACGUUGAAGGGCUUGCCGGAAGGAUUUUCCGGCAAGGAGGAGGAGAAGGGUGGUGAUUAUGUUAAUAUUAAGGAGGGAAAUAAUGAUCUCAAGGUUCCGGGGUGGGGUGGCCCGAAGGUUCCGUCUCCGGGCCACCGCUUCGAGUUUAAGCUCUAUGCUUUGGAUGAUGAGCUUCGUCUUGGAAACAAGGUGACGAAAGACAAGGUGCUGGAGGCAAUAGGUGGACAUGUUCUUGGCGAAGCUCGUUUGACUGCCAUAUUUUGAGUUAUGCAGGGAUUAUGUAUUUAAUGGAUGUGUUUUUAAGUACUGCGAUAUGAUAUUUGGAUUGUUAGCUUGCAACUCUUUAUAACAUUUUCUUGUCUUGUAUCCAUUUUUCACUGUUGUUAUUUGAUAAUUGCUUUCCUCGUCGUGGCUGGUAGGUUUUUUUUUCACUUAGGUUAGGUUGAGGUUGUUUUGUUAAUCUGCAAAACAACACUGGGUGUGUUCCGUAAAGCGCCUCCCACGUGUUAAUCAGUGAUCGGGCUGCUUACAAGGAUGGGUAUAAGAGAGCCAAGACUCUUAGUUUAUGUAUUUGUUGAGGGUGGUAGUUUUUUUGAGUUAGAAUUCGCUUACGUGUAACGUGUGUUGGGUAAUUUUUAUUUUUAUUUUUAUGUA
Messenger RNA from Daucus carota subsp. sativus, 953 nucleotides. RefSeq lists its product as uncharacterized. Lineage: Eukaryota; Viridiplantae; Streptophyta; Magnoliopsida; Apiales; Apiaceae. The transcript has 2 exons. The record is from RefSeq and is a predicted model, not a curated record. The coding region runs from base 57 to 563 and encodes 168 amino acids.